GGCAGUAUACUGAAAGUGCUAAGCGUGUUUAUGUUUGUUAGAGAAGUACUGUAGUCUGUACUGACUGUGUACAGUGUGUACUUAAAAUAAGUUAUGGCAACUACUUCAAAUGAGAAUUCCGAUGCAAAAAAGAGGCGACUAGAAGUUGUUCAAGCAAAGGAUGUUGAAGAUGAAACAUGUGCAACAUAUGUAAUGCAUGGAGAAGACCACACAUUAGGAAAUUCUCUCAGAUACAUGAUCAUGAAAAAUCCAGAAGUUGAUUUUUGUGGAUACUGCAUUCCUCAUCCCACUGAAAAUAAGAUCAAUCUGAGGAUACAAACCAAAGGUGCAAGUACGUCUGAUGUGUUACGUAAAGGUCUACAUGAUUUGACGUCGUUGUGCGGACACGUGUUGUCAACUUAUGAGGCGAGUGUAGAAAACUUCAAGAGAAAUCAAGGAGAAGAGAUGGAGACAUCAUGACACAGAAGGCUCUGCUUUCUGCUACAGUAAUCUCUAAAAUAUCCUCUGUCCUUGUUCACAUGCAAUUUGCAUUAUAGAAGUGGAAAAGUACAACAAUCAUUUUUGAAAUGAUAACUUUAUUUAUAUUUAAAGUAUAUUUUUAGCCCAAAUGGGCUUAGGAAUAUAUUUUUUCUGUGUAAAAUUAUUUACAUUACAGAUACUAAAGUUUAUACCUGUACUAUCUGAUAGUUUGGGAGUAAAAGAUUAUAUAAUUUGGUCUCAGUAUGGUUUGGAUAAAUAUGUUAAUGCCAAAUUUAAGAAGUCAAAUUAUUUAGCCAAUCUGCCAACAUACUAUGUUAUUUUCAGGAAUAAUUAUAACUAAUAAAAAUACAUGAUUGAGGAAUUCACUUUUUCUGUUGAAUUAGCAUCUCUUAGUUAUGACAUCGAAAUUUGUCACUUCGUUUUGAAUAAUGCUAGAGGGUGCUACACAGGUGUAAAUAAGGUUUACCGGUUGAGCACCAGUGGUUGUGUAACAUCAUAUUCCAGUCAGAAUUAAUUUAUUGCUCAUAUUUUUUGAUUUAUUAAUAAAAGAAAAAUACAUAAACCCACUCUUUAUAAUGAUCUGCAUAAAUGUGUUGUCAACUUAUUCAUGCUGUGGUUUCAGAGUUUUUAGUGCACAAAGUGUUUACAUGGGAACAUUAUUGUAUGAUAGAUUGUCAGGACACAAAAUAUAAGUGGGAAAAAA
This is a messenger RNA of Anneissia japonica, 1183 nucleotides long. Its product is annotated as DNA-directed RNA polymerases I and III subunit RPAC2-like. NCBI's taxonomy places the organism in Eukaryota, Metazoa, Echinodermata, Crinoidea, Comatulida, Comatulidae. The transcript is spliced from 5 exons. Gene Ontology annotation, molecular function: DNA binding; DNA-directed RNA polymerase activity; protein dimerization activity. Gene Ontology annotation, cellular component: RNA polymerase I complex; RNA polymerase III complex. Gene Ontology annotation, biological process: DNA-templated transcription. The record is from RefSeq and is a predicted model, not a curated record. The coding region runs from base 94 to 459 and encodes 121 amino acids.